Malus domestica (apple) is the source of this 336-nucleotide messenger RNA. RefSeq names its product MAPK kinase substrate protein At1g80180-like. The record is from RefSeq and is a predicted model, not a curated record. Lineage: Eukaryota; Viridiplantae; Streptophyta; Magnoliopsida; Rosales; Rosaceae.
AUGGCUGAGGGGCUUCAGAGGUCUGAGAGCACGUUUAGGAGGCAGGGCUCGUCGGGGUUGAUUUGGGACGACAAGUUUCUACAGCAGGCGCUGAACCAAGUGGAGGCGGAGAAGCAGGCAGAGGCAGCUCAGCAGGCUCAGGGCGGCGGCGCGGCAGCACCCACCAUGGAGCGGAGCCGAUCGAACGGAGGAAAGGGGUAUCGGACGGUCAAGGUUUCGCCACAAGCGAUGGACCCGCCCUCCCCGAAAGUCUCCGGCUGUGGGAUCUGCGGCGCGUUUGGAAAACCGAAGCCGGCGUCGGCGCGUCGGCCGAAAUCGAACAAACGAAGGUCGUAG